Canis lupus familiaris (dog) is the source of this 750-nucleotide messenger RNA. RefSeq names its product IQ domain-containing protein F5-like. Lineage: Eukaryota; Metazoa; Chordata; Mammalia; Carnivora; Canidae. The transcript is spliced from 3 exons. The record is from RefSeq and is a predicted model, not a curated record. The coding region runs from base 145 to 735 and encodes 196 amino acids. Gene Ontology annotation, molecular function: calmodulin binding.
AGCCCUGUCUCCUCCUCCCCUCUUCCUGCCAGCCCACAGCUGGGAGAGUACAGACCUGGGAGCAAUGGAACCAUUGAGCUCCUAACCAUGGGGAAUUUGGGGAAUUACAGACCUGAGGGGAUUUGAACCACCUAUAUCCAAGUCAUGGGCAUUCGGUGUUGUAAGGAUGGCCAGUUUUGUGAAAUCGUAAUAGAAGAGAUUGAUGAAACCACAUUGCUGAAAGAGAAAGAGAAGAAAAAGAAAAAGAAAACAGAGCCUCCAUCCACACCUCCAACUCCAACUCCACCCCCUCCGCCUAGGAAAAAGAAGCUCCCUGACCGAGAGCGGAAAGCCAUAAAGAUCCAGGCCUGGUGGCGGGGCACUCUGGUGCGCAGGACAUUACUGCACGCAGCACUCAGAGCGUGUAUGAUUCAGCACUGGUGGAAGGUGAUGCUGGCAAAGCUGCUGGAGAAGAGAAAACGAGCAGCCCUAGAGUCCUUCUCGCGGCAAGAAUGGGCAGUGGUCAAGCUGCAGUCCUUGGUCCGCAUGUGGCUCACUCGCCAGCGAUACUGCCGGUUGCUCCACGCGGUCCGCAUCAUCCAGGUGUAUUGGCGCUGGCAUAAUUGCCACACCCGUGGCUUUUUCCAUGGCAGCUAUGACCUCACGGCAACCCAUCUGGGACUUGAACUUGAGAUCUUUCUGGGGUCACAGAUAUGUCGGAUUACAGACUGCAUCCCCUUCCCAAUAAAGAACUGAUCAGGUCUGCUCCAA